AUGCCUUUGAGCGAACUGACGAAGAAGUGGUGGGAUUUGGAUUUUAAUAUUGCGGCAGAAGAAAUGAGACGUUUAGCCAAGGAACCGAAAGAGAAGGAAAAACUUCAAUUAUAUGGUUUAUAUAAGCAAGCUGUUCAUGGAGAUAUUCCACCUAAAGACGACUAUCCAAUUCCUGUAAACGAUGAAUGGGAAACGAAAAAAUAUGACGCUUGGAAGGCUCAAAGAGGAAAGGUAAGAGAAGAAUGCGAAAAAGAAUACGUUAAACUUGCUGAAAGAAUGAUCAAAAAAUAUGAACGAAACAUCAAACGUUCAAAAUGGAACAGUGAAGUUUGGACCGUCGAUUAUUGA
This is a messenger RNA of Dracunculus medinensis (Guinea worm), 348 nucleotides long. The record is from the annotation of a GenBank genome assembly. NCBI's taxonomy places the organism in Eukaryota, Metazoa, Nematoda, Chromadorea, Rhabditida, Dracunculidae.